AUGGCAAUGUCAGCGGAAAGUGUCACCGGCUACGUGGGGAAUCUCGAACCCUGGCAGGAAGAGAGACUGCGCCAGUUCUGGGGGACUCUCAUACAAUUAUGGGACCACAGCAGCAGCCGUAGGACGCCGGAACACACACGCAGGGAAUCUCUCUCAUCAAACGACACCAACACCACCGCCACUACAAAAUCACCCCGACGGGCGUUCUUCUCCCUAAACCGACAUAGCAGCACCCAGACAACAGACGACGACAGCCCUCCCUCCCCCGUCCCGCCCAUGUUCCUCCCCACGCUCAAAACCCUCGGCGCCACCCCAUCAGACCUCAAAGCCGCCUAUACACUGCUCACCAAGAUCUCCGGAGACCGAUUACAAACGGCAUACCUACGGGCACUAAAACAAGAACACCCCGACGCACAGCUACUGCGGUUCCUUCGCACCGAGAAGUGGAACGUGCCGCGCGCGUGGAUCAAGUUCGUGUCGGCGCUGCACUGGCGCAUAAACGAGUACCGCAUCGACGAGGAGGUGCUGUGCAAGGGCGAGAAGUAUCAUCUGGACAGGUCGCGGCAGGAGGAGGACAGUGUGGAGAAGAGAGACGGAGAGAACUUCAUGAUGCAGCUCCGCUCGGGGAAGGGUUUCUUCCAUGGCGCGGAUCGGCAUGGCCGUCCGAUUUGUGUGAUUAGGGCGCGCGCGCAUACCCCGUCUGAGAAGGCAUUGAAGAGCUUGAGGGAUUAUAUUGUGCAUUGUAUUGAGACGGUGCGUUACCUGCAGGUGGCGCCUGUGGAGACUAUGACGAUCCUGUUCGAUCUUACGUCGUUUAGCUUGACGAGUUGGGACUUCCCCGCAGUCAAGUUUAUCAUCGAAUGCUUCCAAGACAAUUACCCAGAGUCCCUAGGCGCCAUAAUCUUCUACAAAGCGCCAUGGUUCUUCAGCGGAUUAUGGAAACUGAUCCAAGCCAUCCUCGACCCCGUCGUAGCCGCCAAAGUCUACUUCAUCGACGGCCCUAGAGACCUCGAGCGAAUGGUGCCCCCCUCCCAAAUCAUCCGCGAGCUCGGAGGCCGCGAAAACUGGGAAUACCGCUACCAGGAGCCGCUACCGUGCGAAGACGACCGGCUGCACGAUACAGCCACGCGCGAUUCUAUCUUCGCUGAGCGCCGGGCGCUGGGCGAGGAACUGUUCGCCGUGACGGCGGAGUGGAUUGCGGACCCCGAGAGCUACGGGUGGGUAGAGCCGCGCGAGCUGGCGAUUAUGAAGAUGCAUGAUAAUUACUGGACGCUGGAUCCGUAUGUGCGUGCGAGGACGGUGCUCGACCGUACGGGGGUCAUUAAGGAUGGGGGCAUUGUGGACUUCUAUCCUGCUAGGACUAAUGUCCAGGUUUAUGAUGAGAAACCGGCUGUUGUGGGGGAUUGGAUUAGCGAGGGUUUCGGGUUCUGUUAUUGA
Molecule: messenger RNA, 1437 nt
Organism: Aspergillus campestris IBT 28561
Lineage: Eukaryota; Fungi; Ascomycota; Eurotiomycetes; Eurotiales; Aspergillaceae
Product: CRAL-TRIO domain-containing protein
Exons: 5
Coding region: 1-1437 (478 amino acids)
Source: RefSeq, a predicted model, not a curated record